AUGUCCAAGAGUUCCGCCGUUCGUUACACGAUCACAGGCAAACUUCUGACGAUUGUUGCCGUGUGUAUCUCGUUUGUCGUUGCCGCGUCCGGUGUCGGCAUCUACCAGAUCCGGAAAAUCGGGCAGGAAAUUGAAUUCAUUGCCGAGGCCGAAGUGCCGUUGACGGAGGCGAUCGGACACGUCACGGCACACAGGCUGGAACAAGCCCUUUUAAUAGAACGCCUGCUGCGGCAGGGCUUCUUCAAAGCAGCGGAAUCGCCUGAUUUCGACACCGAAAGCGAAACGCGACUGCUUUUGCUGACCGGCAUGAUCACGGAAGAAUUUGUUGAAGCCGAGGAAGUGGCUCGUCAGGGAAUUCAGCUUGCCAACACACAGGCUGAAACCGUUGAGUUCAAGAAUAUUUUGCAGACACUGCAGAAAAUCGCUCUGGAAAAUCACGACUUCACCAAAGUCACAACCCAGGCCUUGACGCAGAUAAAAAUCGGAAAUCCCUACAAGGCCGCUCAGCAACUUUCGGAAGUCAACGAAAACCAUUCCGCGCUGAACAGGGAGCUGGAAGAACUUCUUUUCAGAGUGCAGACGCUGGCCGAAACAGCGGCCAAGAUGGCUUCACAACAUGAACAGGAUGCAAUCCGCUUCACGGUCCUGAUUUCCCUGGGUGCCGCGGUGUUCUCAGUUUUCCUGGCUGUCUGGCUUGGACGUCGAGCGAUUGCACUUCCGUUGAUCGAUGUCUGCAACAGUCUGUACCGGCUUUCGAGAAACGAUUUCGAUGCGGACCUUCCGACGGAUCGAAAUGAUGAGAUCGGCGAUAUCGGAAGGGCUUUCGGGAAUUUCAAGAAACAUCUGAUGCAUGUACAGGAGCAGGAACGGCUGGAACAGGAUCGGCAAGCUGCGCUCACGCGGGAAAUCCGGCUUCUUUCUGAGCUGAACGAAUGGCUUCAGUCCAGCAGUUCCCUCGAUGAGUUGUUCGGAAUGGUCAGCCAGUUCAUGACCAGGUUGCUGCCGGAGUGCAGUGGCGCUGUCUAUGUCUAUUCAAACUCGAGAGAUGUUCUUGACGGGGCCUGCGCAUGGAACGGUGGUCAUAUUGAAAGCCACAUACGGCCGAACUCCUGUUGGGGAUUGCGCCGUGGCCGCACGUAUGUCUAUGGCGAAGGCGAAGUCAGUUUUGCCUGUGAUCACGUCACGCGCGAAGAAGAGGGAAGCGUGUAUCUUUGUUUGCCGAUCCUGGCACAUGGCGAAACCGUGGGUCUCAUGCAUCUGACACCGGCAUCGGACACGACAAAUGAGGUUUUCCUCAAAAACCGGAAACUUGCGCAAAUGGCGGCCGAACAGGUGAGCCUUGCGAUUGCAAACACCCGGAUGCGGGAUGAAUUGCACAACCAGUCCGUCAGGGAUCCGCUUACAGGCCUUUAUAACCGCCGUCAUUUCGUAGACCUAUUGAGGAGCAAUCUUGAAAGGUCGCGUCACAAUGGCCAGCCCGUUUCGCUGGUUUCCAUCGACGUCGACCACUUCAAGAAAUUCAAUGACAAUCACGGUCAUGACGCUGGCGACAUGGUCUUGCGGGAAGUCGGUGAUGUGCUGGAGCAGACGUGUCAGGGCGAUCAGGUUCCCUGUCGCCUGGGCGGCGAGGAGUUCAUGGUGCUGCUUCCGUCCAGUUCCAUUGGGAUGGCUGCAGAGGUCGCUGAAACGCUGCGCAAGGCAAUCGAGAAUGUCACGGUUCGUUACGGUGAAAAGAACCUGCCCACGAUUACCAUUUCCUGUGGUGUGGCCGGUUAUCCGACACACGGACGCCUGCCGCAGGAUCUGAUGAAAUCCGCAGACGACGCGCUCUAUCAGUCGAAAGACGGCGGUCGCAACAGGGUGACAGUUGCAGCCAGUGAAUCGGGCGAGGACUUGACGGAUCUUGUCGAAAUGCUGGACGACGCCAAGGAAGAUGGUAGCGAACAAGUCGACGAUGCAGCCUGA
Effrenium voratum is the source of this 1965-nucleotide messenger RNA. Lineage: Eukaryota; Dinophyceae; Suessiales; Symbiodiniaceae. The record is from the annotation of a GenBank genome assembly.